UGAUAACCCGAUUGUCGUUUGCAAUUUGGGUGGUAUUAGAGAGGCUCCCAACGAAACAAAAGACUGUGAAGCUGAUCAACUACAUGUACGAAGGUCCACUGUCUUGAAUGCAACAUGUCAAACAGUGAUGGUCAGUGUGUUGAACGUGAGGUCUCAGCAAAACAUUGUGAAAACAACCCAGAUCAUUCUUGUGAAAAACCUUUCCAAUGUGGGAUGUGCUUAAAGUGUUUCUCUUACAAGUCUUACAUUAAGCAGCAUAUGAGGAUCCACAAUGGUCAACGACCAUAUGAGUGUGAGGUUUGUAGAAAGUGUUUUCUUUGGAAUACUUCCUUGAGACAGCAUAUGUUGAUUCACACUGGAGUGAAGAAUUUCAAAUGUCAGGUGUGUGCAAAACGUUUCUCGUAUUCUUCCAUCUUGAACGCCCAUAUGUUGAUUCACACGGGAGUGAAGAAUUUCCCUAAGCGUUCCAGCUUGAAAACUCAUAUGUUGUUUCACAGUGCCGUUAAACCUUUUAAAUGCAAGGUCUGUGCAAAAUGUUUCUCUCGGAGUUCCCACGUGAAAAGACAUAUGCUCAGUCACACUGGAGUUAGACCUUUCAAAUGUGACUUCUGUUCAAAAUGUUUCUUUUGCAGUUCUGGUUUGAAACAGCAUAUGUUGAUUCACACUGAUGUUAAGCAUUUUAAUUGUGAAGUUUGUGCAAAAUGCUUCAGAAAACCUUCCAACUUGAAAAGUCAUAUGGUCAUUCACACUAGAGUUAGGCCUUUCAAAUGUGAGGUGUGUGCAAAAUGUUUUCCACUAAAACCUCACUUAAAACGGCAUAUGUUCAUUCACACUGGGGUUAAGUCUUUUAAGUGUGAGGUGUGUGGAAAAUGUUUUUCACUAAAACCUCACUUAAAACAGCAUAUGUUCAUUCACACUGGGGUUAAAUCUUUUAAGUGUGAGGUGUGUGCAAAACGUUUUUCGUUGAGUCACAACUUGAAACAACAUAUGCUAGUUCACACUGGGGUUACACCUUUUAGUUGUGAUGUGUGUGCAAAACGUUUUACUAAGAUGAACUACUUGAAAAGUCAUGUUUUAAUUCACACUGAUGUCAAGUCUUUUAAAUGCGAGGUUUGUGCAAAAUGUUUCAAACGAAGCUGUAACUUGAAAGUACACAUGCUAGUUCACAGUGGUGUUAAACCUUUUAGUUGUGAGGUUUGUGCAAAAUGUUUCUCAUCGAAGUCAUACUUGAACAAGCAUAUGUUGGUUCAUUCUGGUGUUAAGCCUUUCACAUGUGAGGUGUGUGCAAAAUCUUUCUCACAAAAUUCUCAUUUCAAAAGACAUAUGUUGAUUCACACUGGUGUUACGCCGUUUAAGUGUGAGGUGUGUGCAAAAAUGUUUUCUUUGAGCUGCAACUUGAAAGAACAUAUGCUAGUUCACACUGGGAUGACGCUUUUUAGUUGUGAUGUGUGUACAAAAUGUUUCACUAAGAAAAAACAAUUGAAAAAGCAUCUUUUAAUUCACACUGAUGUCAAGUCUUUUAAAUGCGAAGUGUGUGCAAAAUGUUUCUCAUCGAAGUCAUACUUGAACAAGCAUACGUUCGUUCAUUCUGGUGUUAAGCCUUUCACAUGUGAGGUGUGUGCAAAAUGUUUCUCAUUGAAGUCAUACUUGAACAAGCAUAUGUUGGUUCAUAAUCAUCUUAAGCCUUUCACAUGUGAGGUGUGUCCAAAAUGUUUCUCAUGGAAUUGGCAAUUGAAAUGGCAUAUGUUGAUUCACACUGACGUGCAGAAAAUCGACGGGGAGUAGUUAAUAUCUUCCCGAACUUAGAUUAUAGUCAUUCACACUAGUAAAGGAGCAUUAUUGCAAGAAAGAAGCAUUCUUUGUCAGAAAGAUUCCUAUUCGAGGUUCUUAUAUCAGUAUAGACAUUUCAAAAUAGAACAACUGCAUCACCAAAAUUCUGUUUAAAAAAAACAAAUAUACCCCCCCUCCCCCUCCAAAAAAAAACCCACAC
Messenger RNA from Gigantopelta aegis, 1990 nucleotides. Its product is annotated as zinc finger protein 226-like. The transcript has 2 exons. Gene Ontology annotation, molecular function: RNA polymerase II cis-regulatory region sequence-specific DNA binding; DNA-binding transcription factor activity. Gene Ontology annotation, cellular component: nucleus. Bases 115 to 1785 code for a protein of 556 amino acids. Lineage: Eukaryota; Metazoa; Mollusca; Gastropoda; Neomphalida; Peltospiridae. The record is from RefSeq and is a predicted model, not a curated record. Gene Ontology annotation, biological process: regulation of transcription by RNA polymerase II.